Molecule: messenger RNA, 1197 nt
Organism: Kazachstania africana CBS 2517
Lineage: Eukaryota; Fungi; Ascomycota; Saccharomycetes; Saccharomycetales; Saccharomycetaceae
Gene: TYS1
Product: tyrosine--tRNA ligase TYS1
Exons: 1
Coding region: 1-1197 (398 amino acids)
Biological process (GO): tyrosyl-tRNA aminoacylation
Molecular function (GO): ATP binding; tyrosine-tRNA ligase activity
Source: RefSeq, a predicted model, not a curated record
AUGACAAAUAUCGACCCACAAGAGGCUUACAGUCUCAUCACAAAGAAUCUUCAAGAAGUUUUAAACCCACAAAUCAUCAAAAAUGUUCUUGAAGUCGAAAAGAGACCAUUAAAAUUGUACUGGGGUACCGCCCCAACUGGUAAACCACACUGUGGUUACUUCGUUCCAAUGACUAAACUGGCGCAUUUCUUAAAAGCUGGCUGUGAAGUUACUGUGCUUGUAGCAGACUUACACGCUUUCUUAGACAACAUGAAGGCCUCUUUAGACGUUGUGCAAUACAGAGCUAAGUACUACGAAUUGACCAUCAAGGCAAUCUUAAAGAGUAUUAACGUCCCAGUUGACAAGUUGAAAUUCGUUGUCGGCUCAUCCUAUCAAACGUCCUCCAAUUACACCAUGGAUAUUUUUAGAAUGGCUAAUGUAUGUUCUCAAAAUGAUGCUAAGAGAGCCGGUGCCGAUGUCGUAAAACAAGUCGCAAACCCAUUAUUAAGUGGUCUAAUUUACCCACUAAUGCAAGCUUUAGAUGAAGAAUACUUAGGCGUCGAUGUACAAUUCGGUGGUGUUGAUCAAAGAAAGAUUUUUGUUCUUGCUGAAGAAAACUUAGAAAAGUUAGGUUACAAAAAGAGAGCUCAUUUAAUGAACCCAAUGGUCCCAGGUUUAGGUCAAGGUGGUAAAAUGUCUGCUUCUGAUCCAAAUUCUAAAAUUGAUUUACUAGAAGAGCCAAAACAAGUUAAAAAGAAAAUUAAUAGCGCUUUUUGUAGCCCAGGUAACGUUGAAGAAAAUGGUUUACUAUCUUUUGUUGAAUACGUUGUAGCGCCUAUUCAAGAAUUAAAGCAUGGAAACGGUUUCUUCGAAUUCCACAUUGAUAGACCUGAAAAAUUCGGUGGUCCAAUCACAUUCAAGUCCUUCGAUGAAUUGAAACAGGCAUUCAAAGACGAAAAAUUGUCUCCUCCAGAUUUGAAAACUGGUGUAUCAGAUGCCAUUAAUGUGUUACUAGCUCCAAUCAGAGAAGCGUUCCAAAACAGCCCAGAAUAUCAAGAAGCUCAAGCCAAAGGUUAUCCAGUUCUAACCCCAGAAAAGACUAAGAAAGCCAAGAAACCAAAGAACAAGGGUACUAGAUACCCAGGUGCACAAAACAAUGACAAAGCAGUCAACGAUGCUGUAGAAAAAUUAGAUGCAACAAAGAUCGAAGACAAAUAA